Messenger RNA from Coregonus clupeaformis (lake whitefish), 983 nucleotides. RefSeq names its product juxtaposed with another zinc finger protein 1-like. NCBI's taxonomy places the organism in Eukaryota, Metazoa, Chordata, Actinopteri, Salmoniformes, Salmonidae. The record is from RefSeq and is a predicted model, not a curated record. The transcript has 5 exons. Gene Ontology annotation, cellular component: nucleus. The coding region runs from base 115 to 849 and encodes 244 amino acids.
CGCUCCGCUCACCCACCCCUGACUACGCUCCAGCUGCUUCCGCAGCUGCCUGUUGGUGUCUGUAGCUGGCUCCCCUCUCUAGCCCACAUAUUCAAUGUACAGGUAGCUUAGACCAUGACAGGCAUCGCCGCUGCCUCCUUCUUCUCCAACAGUUGCAGAUUCGGUGGUUGCGGAAUCCACUUCGAAUCGUUGGCCGAACUCAUCGUGCAUAUUGAGGACAACCACAUCGACACAGAUCCUCAUCAGUUGGAGAACCAGGAGCAGCAGCAGCCCACCUAUGUUGCCCUCAGCUACAUCAACAGGUUUAUGACAGAGGCAGCGCGUCGGGAGCACCAUGAGAGGCUGAAGAGGAAGGUGCACCCCAAGCUGUCUCUGACAGGCAGUCUGUCUCGUAGCAGUAACGUCUCCACUCCUCCCAGACACAGCAGUGGGAACAUCACCCCGCCUGUCACCCCUCCCAUCACACCCUCUUCCUCCUUUCGUAGCAGCACUCCUACAUGCAGUGAGUAUGAUGAGGAGGAGGAGGAGGAGGACUAUGAGGAGUCAGACAGUGGUGAGUCCUGGACCACAGAGAGUGCCAUCAGCUCAGAGUCUAUCCUCAGCUCCAUGUGUAUGAAUGGAGGAGAGGAGAAACCCUUCGCCUGCCCUGUGCCUGGCUGCAAGAAGAGAUACAAGAAUGUGAACGGGAUCAAGUACCACGCCAAGAACGGCCACUGGACACAGAUCUGCGUCCGCAAGCCCUUCGAGUGCCGCUGUGGGAAGAGCUACAAGACGUCCCAGGGCCUGAGGCACCACACCGUCAACUUCCACCUGCCAGUCUCUGCCCACAUCCGCAAGAUGCAGCAGUAGCACCCCCCCCACCCCAUUUUCUUCACAUCUUUGUACUUUUUCACAUUUGAGCUAUCAUGUGUCUUUUUUAUAUAUUUUUGGCACAUGGGGCGGCAGGUAGCUUAGUGGUUAAGAGCGUUGUGCCAGUAACCGAA